This is a messenger RNA of Pyrenophora tritici-repentis Pt-1C-BFP, 2416 nucleotides long. RefSeq names its product SAC6, Ca2+-binding actin-bundling protein fimbrin-plastin (EF-Hand superfamily). The record is from RefSeq and is a predicted model, not a curated record. Gene Ontology annotation, cellular component: plasma membrane; cell junction; cell projection. Gene Ontology annotation, molecular function: calcium ion binding; actin filament binding. Lineage: Eukaryota; Fungi; Ascomycota; Dothideomycetes; Pleosporales; Pleosporaceae. Gene Ontology annotation, biological process: actin cytoskeleton organization; muscle cell development.
AUGGCGCCGCUUGAACAGCAAUGGGUUAAGGUCCAACAAAAGACAUUCACCAAAUGGCUGAACAGCAAACUUAAGAUACGCGAGGUUGAGAUCAAAGACCUUAUCAUCGACCUCUCCGAUGGCAUUAUACUCAUACACCUCCUCGAGAUCCUCAGCAACGAAUCCCUAGGUCGCUAUGCCUCCCGGCCGAAGCUACGGGUCCAGAAGUUUGAGAACGUCAACAAGUCACUGGAUUUCAUCCGGAGUAGGAGGAUCCAGCUUACCAACACGGGUGCCGAGGAUGUCGUCGACGGCAACAGCAAGAUUAUCCUCGGCCUGAUAUGGACUCUUAUUCUGCGUUUCACUAUUAGCGACAUCAACGAAGAAGGUCUGAGCGCCAAGGAGGGUCUCCUGUUAUGGUGUCAGAGGAAGACGGCCUGCUACGACGAAGUUGAAGUUCGGGACUUCUCGACAAGUUGGAACGAUGGUCUAGCGUUCUGUGCUCUCCUUGACAUCCACCGCCCAGAUCUUAUUGACUACGACAGUCUCGACAAGAGCGACCACCGCGGAAACAUGCAGCUCGCCUUCGACAUUGCCUCCAAGGAAAUUGGCAUCCCUGACCUCCUCGAUGUCGAGGACGUGUGCGACGUAGCGAAGCCCGAUGAGCGCUCUCUCAUGACAUACAUUGCCUACUGGUUCCACGCCUUUUCGCAGAUGGAGCGGGUAGAGAAUGCUGGUCGACGAGUCGAAAAGUUUGUUGCCAAUAUGCAGGGGGCUUGGCAGAUGCAGAACGACUUCGAACGGCGCAUGCGCGAGCUCCUAGCCCAGAUCGCAAAGCAGAAGACACAAUGGGAGGAGGCCACGUUCGACGGCACCUACACAGACGCCCGGAACCAGUCAUCCGAGUUCACAGCAUGGAAGCGCAAAAACAAGCGGACAUGGGUAGCUGAGAAGUCGGAUCUAGUUGGGCUGUUGGGUAACAUCAGAACCAAACUAGCCACAUACCGAUUACGGCCCUACGACCCUCCAGCCGAGCUCAGCCUUGAAGCACUCGAUGCGGCCUGGACAGGCUUGAUGAAGGCCGAACGACAACGCUCCCAGGUCAUCAACGAGACUAUCAGGGACAUCAAGAACGCUCUACGGAAAUCUUUCGCCGACAAGGCAAACGACUUUGCUCUCGCUCUCAACACCCUAUCCACAUCGAUAUCAGCGUUGGAAGGAGACGUUGACGACCAACUCGAGCAUACGAAAGAGAUCAGCAAGUCGCUUUCACCACUAGACGAAUACCUAAACCUCAUAGCUUCCAUUGAUGAGCAGUGCGCCGAAGCGAACAUUGAGGAAAAUGACUUUACAACAUAUACAUACGACGAACUGGAGUAUGAACUAGGUCUGGUUCGCAACUCGGUAUCCAAGAAGCUUGCAUUUCUGGAGAACCAAAUGGUUGCGCGUAACAUGACCAACCUGACCCCGAUACAACUCGAGGAGUUUGAAUCCGUCUUCAGGCAUUUCGACCGCGAUGUAUCCAACUCACUGGCGGAACUGGAAUUCUCGGCAGCAUUGGCAAGUUUAGGCUUAGUCUACGACGAGGAAGAGAUGCAUGAGAGAUUCCGCGAGACGAGUGGCGGCCGAGACUAUGUUACUUUUGAACAGUUCAUCCGCUUCAUGGUCGACGAGACAGAAGAUCAAAAUACCGCCGAGCAAGUCUUUGAGUCGUUCAAGGAGGUUGCCGAUGGCAAGCCAUACGUUACAGAGCUGGACCUCCGCCACUCGCUCGUCCCAGACGAAGUCAUCGAAGACCUACUCUCCACCAUGCCAGAGCACCAGGGCCCAGACAUGCAAGAAGACCGCGAUCUCCCCAAGUUCGACUACAUUACCUAUAUGCAGCGGUACAUGGGCAUCGACCGCGCAAACGCAAACGGAAACGGUGUCGUGGAACAAGUUAAUGGCGAGUAGAGUUGCCCCGUUCUUCCUGAGCGCGAAAUCCUUCUCACUCCGGCGUUUGUGUAGUGUGGAAAAGAGGGAUGCUUAAUAAUAACGAAAGGGAAAGAGAAGGAAUGAGGAUCGAUUACCUCUGUUUUUCCUCUUUGGCAUAUCGCUUCUCCACCUGCCCACUCUUUCUUUUUCUUCUUCUUCCGCUUUCUUCUCACAAUGUCUUCUUUCUUGGGUGUUUUCUUUGUUGGAUACUUUACUGUGCGUCUUUAAUGCAUGGUGGGGUUGGCCUGGUUCGGGUUGGGUCAAAGGGGGUGCUCUGGCGUGCUUUUUGUUAUAAGGACGCCACCGUUAUUGCGCAACCUUUUUUUUUUCGUUGCUGGAACUUGAAACUUGACUGAUCGAUGGGUAUACCACGCAGAGCACACACACACACCAGAGAAAGAUGAAAGAAGAAGAAUGAUAUGUUAUGUUUGAGCUUUAUAAUUAACAGACUAUGGAUUCUUUG